This is a messenger RNA of Sycon ciliatum, 735 nucleotides long. RefSeq lists its product as uncharacterized. The record is from RefSeq and is a predicted model, not a curated record. The transcript has 2 exons. The coding region runs from base 1 to 735 and encodes 244 amino acids. NCBI's taxonomy places the organism in Eukaryota, Metazoa, Porifera, Calcarea, Leucosolenida, Sycettidae.
AUGACUGUGUCCCGCCACCACAGACCCUGGGAGACACCACCCAUCAAGCUCAACGGCACAGCGGUCCCGGAAUGCUCGCGGCUGAAACUCCUUGGAGUGACGUUUGAUGCCCAUCUUCCAUACUCGGAGCAUCUUCGAGGAACUGCAGUGCGUGCCACACAGCGAAUUAGUUUCUUCCGGAAGGCGUGCCAUGUCCUGGACCCACCCGGCCGGGCCACAGCAUACCGGGGGUUCAUUCGGCCUCUAAUGGAGUACUGCCCACUUGUAUGGAUGGGAGCUGCGGCUACCCAUCUCUCACAGCUGGACCAAGUCCAGCAUCGUGCCCUCACCCUGAUUGGGACAGGGGCUGCAAUGGACACUCUGUCCCUGUGGCGCCGUGUGGCCAGCCUCACAACUCUGUACAAGCUCCAUUAUAUCGCAAGCCUACCAGCUCUUGCAGCGACACGCCCAGCCGGAGCCAUCGCACCCGCCAUCGCGCCUGCCACACGUCGUCGCUCGGCAGCCAACCUUGCGCACGAGCUUCAACUCCAGACAGCCCUACCUGCCAGAUCGUGCAAUGUUGCGCUGCGCUCUUUCCCGGAGUGCCUCAUCGAAGCCUGGAAUGAACUGCCAGCCACUCUCCUCCGCGAUGCACCCUGUGAUGCCGAGAUCCUGGGUUGGCUGAGCUUCACAGGUCCCACCCACUCCGUCCUGCUGGAUAUGUACCAUUGUGUCGAGUUCUUCUCCUCAUUUUAG